Ochlerotatus camptorhynchus is the source of this 3357-nucleotide messenger RNA. RefSeq lists its product as uncharacterized. The coding region runs from base 1 to 3357 and encodes 1118 amino acids. NCBI's taxonomy places the organism in Eukaryota, Metazoa, Arthropoda, Insecta, Diptera, Culicidae. Gene Ontology annotation, biological process: DNA integration. The transcript has a single exon. The record is from RefSeq and is a predicted model, not a curated record. Gene Ontology annotation, molecular function: nucleic acid binding.
AUGAAUUUCUACGUUUUGCCGGAGUUAACGGCAACCUUGCCUGCACGAAGAAUCAACGUGAACCACUGGACGCUCCGGACUAAUAUCAGCUUUGCGGAUCCCCAGUUCCACGAACCUGGUCGCAUUGAUCUGAUAAUCGGAGCAGAACACUACUUCAAUCUGCUCUCUGACGGUCGUGAGAAGGUUGGAGAUGAAGGCCCUACACUGCAAAAUACAGUCUUUGGAUGGGUGGUUUCCGGUCGAGCAGCCGAUCAACCAGGCACGUUGCAUCGCACAUUGUCGUAUUCGUGCACGCUUGCAAACCUGCAAGAACAGUUGACGAAGUUCUGGGAGAUAGAAACCUGUCGUUCCAGUAGUAGUCAAUCGGUAGAGGAGACGGCGUGUGAAGUAUUCUUCGAUCAAACAACCACUCGUGAUGAUGCAGGCAGAUUUAUCGUCGCACUUCCAAAGCGUGAAUUCAUCAUCAAUCAGCUCGGCGAGUCCAGAAACAUAGCGACAAGGAGAUUUCUGGGCUUGGAGAGGCGGUUCCAGUUGAAUCCCGAGUUGAAGGCAGCGUACGCAGAUUUCGUCCACGAAUACGAGCGACUUGGUCACAUGGUGCAAGUUCCGGACGUCGAAGAGCAGUUUCCCGUGUACUAUCUUCCCCACCAUGCAGUUUUCAAACUGGAUAGUACAACAACGAAAUUACGUGUUGUUUUCGACGCGUCCUGUAAGACCAGCAGCGGUGUAUCGCUCAACGAUGCGCUAAUGGUUGGACCUGUAGUUCAGGAGGAUUUGAUCACCAUCACACUCCGAUUCCGUUUGUUCUGCAUUGCCAUUGUAGCGGAUGUGGAAAAAAUGUAUCGGAUGAUACUCAUCUAUCUACUCGAUCGAUGCCUACAGCGGAUCGUCUACCGAGAUUCCCCUGACGAACCGAUCCGAACGUACGAGUUAGCAACUGUCACUUACGGGACUGCAUCUGCACCAUACUUGGCGACAAAGUGCUUACAGCGACUGGCAGAAGAAGGAGCUCUCGCUUAUCCUCGCGCAGCUAAGGUGUUGAAGGAAGAUUUUUACGUCGAUGACAUGCUGACUGGAGCGGACAACGCCGACGAAGCGAAGCAGCUGGCAAAGGAAAUGAUCACGCUAACUUCAUCAGGUGGAUUCAACCUGCGAAAGUGGAACUCCAACUGCAAGGAAUUGUUAGCCGAAUUGCCCCCCGAUCUCCUCGAUGAUCGUGCCACUUUAGAGCUUGAUUCCUCAACUUCACCAGUGAAAACUUUGGGGUUACUGUGGGAGCCGCAUUCAGACAAUUUCCGAUACCAUUCUCCUAAGUGGGAAAACGAAGCAGUGCUCACGAAACGCGUCGUUCUCGCAGAAGCAGCUCGCCUGUUUGACCCGUUAGGAUUGAUGGGUCCAGUUGUCGUCAUUGCCAAGAUAUUUCUCCAAGAAUUGUGGAAGCAGCAGUGCGGUUGGGAUGAUCCACUACCCGAAGCGAUGCAGAACUUUUGGCAGGAGUAUAGGAUGAAUUUGACAGCCCUCUCGUCGUUUUCAAUUCCUCGGUGGAUAGGAUACACAUCUGAUGCAAUUUCGGUCGAGUUGCACGGUUUCUGUGACGCAUCAGACAAGGCAUACGGUGCAUGCCUCUACGUGCGUUGUACACUGUCGGAUGGCUCAGUAGAAGUUCGGCUGCUGAUUUCCAAAUCGAGAGUAGCACCACUGGAGGAUCUCAAGCGCAACAAGAAGAAGUUAACCACCCCUCGCCUCGAGUUGUCAUCCGCACUGCUCCUCAGUCAUCUGUACGAGAAGGUCAAGCACAGCAUUCGUAUUCCGCACACCGCAAGCUUCUGGACAGACUCGACAAUCGUAAUGCAUUGGUUAUCUUCGCUGCCAUCGAGGUGGCAGAUGUUCGUAGCGAAUCGCGUGUCCGAGAUUCAGCACAUUACGAAGGGUUUCGAUUGGAAUCAUGUCGCUGGCUUGGAGAACCCAGCUGACAUCGUGUCACGAGGGAUGAUACCGGCUCAGCUUCAGUACAGCACGAUUUGGUUUGAAGGUCCACCAUGGCUGCGUCGAGACCGCAGCACCUGGCCGGCGGGAAGUCCUGAGGAAGAUUUCGAGCAAUCACUGCUAGAAGAGCGAAGUGCAGUCGCAAUUCCAGCACAGUCCAAGCCACACAGUGACAUCUUUUCACUUCAUUCCUCUCUAUCUACGCUGAUCCGUAAAGUUGCAUGGAUUCGCUUCAUCCACAACUGUCACCAUCGCGAAGAAAGACGCAAUGGGUAUCUCAGUCACGCUGAACUCCAAGAAGCUAUGCUAUCACUAAUCCGUUUGUCUCAGAGGGAAUCGUUUCCGGAGGAGAUUUCUGCACUCCAGAGCGGAAAUCAAGUCAAGCCGUCGUCAUCGAUCAACAGACUCACACCAAUUCUCGUUGAUGGGGUACUGUACGUAGGUGGUCGGCUAUCCAAGGCACCUAUUCCAGCGAGUCGCAAGCAUCCAGCGAUUCUCAGCUAUCAUCAUCCCCUGGGCAAACUAGUAGUCAUACACUACCACCAGAAAUUGUUCCACGCUGGGCAACAGCUUCUCAUAAGUAGAGUACGGGAGAAGUACUGGCCCACGCAGAUCAGAAGAUUAGCCAACACCGUAAUCAACGAAUGCGUGCCGUGCUUCCGAUGCAGACCGAAAGUGUUGGAUCAGCUGAUGGCAGAUUUGCCGUCGGAACGAGUUACACCCGCGCCACCGUUCCUGAAAGUUGGUGUCGAUUACUGUGGACCUUUUCUGGUUGCCUGUCCCAAUCGUCGAACAACUCCGCGUAAAUAUUUCGUCGCAAUCUUCGUCUGCUUGGUCACGAAGGCUGUUCAUCUGGAGCUGGUGGGAGAUUUAACAAGCGAAGCCUUCCUCGCAGCAUUCAAGCGUUUCGUCGCACGAAGAGGCAAACCAACCCUGGUAAUGUGUAACAACGCUCUCAACUUCGUCGGAGCAAGGCGCAAACUCGACGAACUACACGAACUAUUCCGUAACCAGCAGUUCCAGCAGUCGAUCGUAAAUGAAGCUGAAGAAGACGAGAUAGAAUUUCGAUUCAUCCCAGCACGUUCGCCCAAUUUCGGUGGCCUUUGGAAAGCUGCCGUAAAAUCCUUCAAAAGCCAUUUCAAACGCACCAUUGGAUCCAGAACGUUAUUGCACGAUGAAAUGCAAACUGUGAUAGUUCAAGUGGAAGCGAUCCUCAACUCCCGUCCGUUGACGCCGAUCAGCAAUGACCCAACGGAUUUCAAAGCAUUGACGCCUGGUCAUUUUCUGGUUCAGCGACCGCUAACAGCUGUUCCAGAACCGGACCUCAGUCAUAUCCCGGAGAAUCGUCUUUCACUGUGGCAAAAAUCGUAA